UAUUCUAAACUAAUCCUAAACUACUCCUUAGUGAAACUCCACCCGACGUUCUGGGCAUUGACCGUGUGCCGUCUUCAAGUACAUGAUACUUCGGGGCAUUCCCCGGUGAAUAAAUACAAAUACCUUGGGGUAUUCCCUUGGCCAAAUGACUACACUUUUUAAAUACGAUAAACAAAACAUUCAACAAAUAUUCCAAACAUUCCAACAAUACACCAAUUCUAAACUUGUCUACCCGAGCUUACUGUUUGCCUACCCGCUCGAUGACAUAUCACAUUCAACAUCAACAAUAUAUCAAAAAUAUCAUAAUAUUCACUUUUAUCAAUUUUCGAUUCCUAUCCCCAAAUUUGUUUCAACCAACAUAAUUAAAUAAGUCUCAAUUAAAUCAAUCAAUCAAACUGUGAUAAUUAAAAAAACUCAAACACACAAUCACAAAUUAACCAUCAAACUCAAACAUGAAUUACACAAAUCAAUGAUAUCACAGAUAAAAUGAAAAGAGAUAUAGUUGAAGAAUUUGGACCUCAAUUUUAUUUCAAAUGGGAUCUUUCGAGGGAAGCUGCUUCACGGUCUCGAUGAACCUCAAUAAUGAACCAAAUCCAACUUUGAUUUCUAUUUCCCCAAAUCGAACACAGGAAUCACAGAAUAACAAAAACCUGUACCAGAUUUAGAGCACAACGUCACGAUUUCAACUGCAGCGCCCUAAUACAACCCGAAAUAUCCAAUUCCGGCCAAGAACUCGCCGGAAUUAGCGACCACAGUGGCGGCAAAAUAAGUGGGUCACGUUUUUGGUGGAUUUUUGAGCGGUUUGAUGCAUUUCCGCUGAGGAGCAGGUGUUUCUGAUGGGUUUGAACGGAUUUAGAGAGGAGGUAGCCGGAUUACAAGAUGAGAUGAUGAUUCCGGCGAGAACGUCGCCGGAAUAUUCAACCGGAGCUGCCUUUUAUCUUUUCUUCCCCCUCCGUUUCCUCAGUCUCUCUCGUCUCUCUUAAUUCUUCACUAUCGUCUCGAUCUCUCCCACUCUCAAUGUUUUCUUCUCCAAUUCCGAUCAAUUUUGUCUCAAUCUCCCUUCACUCUCUUAAUCUCCGAUGGUGUGUGAGUGUGUAGUGAAAAUCGAACGCAGUGGAGGAUUGUGUGUGUUCAGGGUUGAAAUCCCAGUGACUGCGUGCAUAUUCCCUAAUUUGUGCGAGUGAGUGUGGGUGAAUUCCUUUGAGAAUCUGGUGAAAUCCCUCUUUCGUGUCUGACCAGUGUAUGUAAAUUUUUUUUGAUGGUCAUUUGUUUAUCUUUGUGUAUGAACUGUGUGUGUGCCUUUUCAUGGAGAAAUGGAGUCGAUCAUCCUCUCCUCCCUUGAACUCUAUCGUGUGUGUGCGUAUGGUGAGGUUUUGGUGUGUGUCUAUGGAAAUUUCCCUGUGUGUGAGAUGGUGAGUGAAGAAGAAACGAAGAAAAAUGGGGGUCUGUCUGUAUGUUCCCCAAAAUGAAAAAAAAUGGUCCCCCUUUAUGGUGUGAUCUCUGUAUGUUUUUUGUUGUUUUCUUCUCCAAGGGAUAAAAAAUGUGAGUGGGUAGGGAGGUGGAAGCCUUUGAUUGGGUAGGUUGUUAGGAUAAGAUAAAAUUAGUUGGGUUGUUAUUUUUUAUUAUUUUGUGGAGGGAAAAUUACAUGGGUGAGGGUGGUGAGCUAAAAAAUGGAUAAAAUUGGACUUGGAAGGGGUAAAAUUAGGUGUCUACAUCAUAAACUGCCUCUUUAACCCCCAAAGGUAGGGGUAAGGUCUGCGUACACCCCAGCCUUCCUAGAUCCCACUUGUGGGUUCACACUGAGAUUGUUGUUGUUGGGUUAUAGAACAGCUAAGUAUUCAGUCUUCCUAUUAAUAAUUAGUUUAACGUUCCUGCAGCUCACCUGUGUUCUUAAAUGCACUUUACAGUAACUUGAGAUAUGGGAAAGAGGAAGGCAAAAUCAAAGCCACCUCCAAAGAAGAGGAUGGACAAACUUGAUGCUGUUUUCAGCUGCCCUUUCUGUAGCCAUGGCACCAGUGUGGAAUGUCGCAUUGAUAUGAAAAACUUGAUUGGGGAGGCAAAUUGCAGGAUCUGCCAAGAGAGCUUCAGCACCACUGUCACUGCUCUAACAGAGCCUAUUGAUAUAUACAGUGAAUGGAUCGACGAGUGUGAACGAGUCAACAACUAUGAAGAAGAAGAUGUUUCUUAUAGAUCCUAAUGAACUGCUUCAGGACAGUGCAGACUGUUGAGUAGCCAGAAAUAAAUUAAAAGCUGCCUUAAGCUGUGACUUCAUUUUUUUGGCGAUAAUUCCGUCUCACUGCCUCAGAAGAACCUAAACUUAUCCAUACCUCUUUGGAGUCCCUAUAAGUAACUCCAUUCAAGAGAGCCUUCUAUGUUCAUAUAGUUUUGAAAUAGAUGCAAAAAAAAAACUAUCUUGUUUAUAUUCUGCUUGUGCAAGUAUAACGGUUUCAAUGAAAUUUGGCUUAUCGAUGAA
Messenger RNA from Capsicum annuum, 2473 nucleotides. Its product is annotated as transcription elongation factor 1 homolog. The record is from RefSeq and is a predicted model, not a curated record. Lineage: Eukaryota; Viridiplantae; Streptophyta; Magnoliopsida; Solanales; Solanaceae. Bases 1919 to 2197 code for a protein of 92 amino acids. Gene Ontology annotation, cellular component: transcription elongation factor complex. Gene Ontology annotation, molecular function: RNA polymerase II complex binding. Gene Ontology annotation, biological process: transcription elongation by RNA polymerase II. The transcript is spliced from 4 exons.